Molecule: messenger RNA, 885 nt
Organism: Babjeviella inositovora NRRL Y-12698
Lineage: Eukaryota; Fungi; Ascomycota; Pichiomycetes; Serinales
Exons: 2
Coding region: 16-774 (252 amino acids)
Source: RefSeq, a predicted model, not a curated record
GGCUCUUGCACAGCAAUGAUUAAGUUGACAGAGGUGUACACGUAUACAGACUUGGCGGACAGACACGUGCAGACAGGCAACCUCCAGCUUGCCAUCAGUCUUCUUACGUUGGCUAACAACUGCACGCAGGGCAUUCUUGAUGCGUAUGACGGAGAUGAGAUGAUCAUCCAUACCGUUUCCCUGAUCCAGCGAAGUAACUUGCAGCGAAUACUGGAUUUGCUGGUGCGAUUAUUGGAGGCAGCAGCCAUUGAGCACCAGGCCCAGGGUGCGACUGGAAAUGACCUCCACAACGAAGCGCUUCUUGAAGAAGACUCCACGUACCCGAGAUUCGACGACCCUAUCAUUAUCCAGCUGCACAAUAAAGAAAAAGAGCUUCCGUACUCUCCUAACGAAAUUCAGGAGCAGAACUUGCGGCACCAUCUCUCCCAGACCCAGAAGCUCAACGACGACUACCUAGCGGAUAUCCGGUUCUUCAGCAGCUUGCACUUGCAAAUGAUCGAGGAAGUGGGCAGGCAAUUGGACGAAUCGGAAGACAAAGCUCUCAAGGAGAAGCUCAAGUCGACGAUGCUGCGGUACAAGCAGGGGCUUAUCGAUAAGGAGUCGCGGAUUUUGAAGACCCAGCCAGUGAGAGCGCAGGCUUUGCAGACAGAUUUUGGGAAUAUAGUGAACAAUUUCCGCUUGAAGCUCAGUUACUUGGCAAAAUACGAACGCAAGUGGAAUAACUUGGUGAAGAGCGCGAGAAAACGUAGAGACGAGGGGAAUCUUAAACUGUGAGGUUGUCGUACUUUUAUCAUAACAUUUUAACGGUAUCCGUGGAACUUUCAAUACAUUAUCAUAUACUCUGUGGAAAUUACAAUACCUUUCCAUUUAUUCUGUGGAAAUUCC